Molecule: messenger RNA, 1392 nt
Organism: Fusarium keratoplasticum
Lineage: Eukaryota; Fungi; Ascomycota; Sordariomycetes; Hypocreales; Nectriaceae
Product: 4-aminobutyrate aminotransferase
Exons: 2
Coding region: 1-1392 (463 amino acids)
Biological process (GO): GABA catabolic process
Cellular component (GO): mitochondrion
Molecular function (GO): pyridoxal phosphate binding
Source: RefSeq, a predicted model, not a curated record
AUGCCUGCCUUCGUCGAGACCCCCAAGACCACCGUCACCACGGAGAUCCCUGGCCCCGUCUCCAAGGCCAGCACCAAGCGCCUCGAUGCCAUCUUCGACGCCCGUGCUGUCCACUUCGUGGUUGACUAUGACAAGUCCCACGACAACUACAUUGUCGAUGUUGACGGUAACAAGUACCUCGAUGUCUACGCCCAGAUCGCCUCCAUCCCCGUUGGCUACAACAACGCGACCCUGCUCGAGGCUGCCAAGUCCCCCGAGAUGGCCUCUGCCCUCGUCAACCGACCUGCCGUGGGCAACUUCCCCUCCGACCAGUGGGUUGACAUCCUCCGCAACGGCCUCAUGAAGGUUGCCCCCAAGGGCCUCAGCUACAUCUUCACUGCUCAGUCUGGCUCCGAGGCCAACGAGCUGGCCUACAAGGCUGCCUUCAUGCUCUACCGCCGCCGCCAGCGUGGUGAGGGCGUCGACUGGAACGACGAGGAGAUCAACUCCUGCCUCGAGAACUCCAAGCCCGGUUCCCCCGAGCUCGCCAUCAUGAGCUUCCGCAACUCCUUCCAUGGCCGUGGCUUCGGCUCUCUCUCCACCACCCGCUCCAAGGCCGUCCACAAGCUUGAUAUCCCUAGCUUCAACUGGCCUCAGGCUCCCUUCCCUGCCCUCAAGUACCCUCUCGAGGAGCACGCCGAGGAGAACGCCGCCGAGGAGAAGCGAUGCCUCGAGGAGGUUGAGCGCAUCAUCACCUCGUGGCACUGCCCCGUUGCCGGUCUCAUCGUUGAGCCCAUCCAGUCCGAGGGUGGUGACAACCACGCCUCCCCUGCCUUCUUCCAGGGUCUCCGUGACAUCACCAAGCGACACGGCACCUGCCUCAUCGCCGAUGAGGUCCAGACUGGCUUCGGUGCCACUGGUUCCUUCUGGGGCCACGACCACUGGAACCUGACCUCUCCCCCUGACAUGGUCACCUUCUCCAAGAAGGCCCAGACUGCCGGCUACUUCUUCGGCAACGAGAUGCUCAUCCCUGACAAGGCCUACCGCCAGUUCAACACCUGGAUCGGCGACCCUGCCCGUGUCAUCAUGUGCAAGGCUGUCAUCCAGGAGAUCCUGGACAAGAAGCUGGUUGAGCAGACUGCCCGUGUCGGCCACAUCCUCUACAACGAGCUCUCCCGCCUGGCUGCCAAGUACCCCGAGCACAUCCAGAACCUCCGAGGCAAGGACCAGGGCACCUUCAUCGCCUUCGACACCAAGGACCCUGCUGCUCUCGUCCGCUCCAUGCGCCACAUUGGCGUCAACAUUGGAACCUGCGGCAAGAACACUGUCCGCCUCCGACCCAUGCUCAUCUUCGAGGAGCAGCACGUUCCUAUCCUCGUCAACGCCUUCGACAAGGUCAUUGGCGCUCUGUAA